GUGAAGCCAACGCCAUCAAGGACGCCGAGUACGCCUUCGCACGGAGGAGGAUACUACCCCUCACCGUCGAGCCAUCCAACUCCUGUAAAGCCUUCUCCUUCAACUCCGAUCAUUACACCUCCUGUGACUCCGACACCGACUGUCCCGGUUACUCCGACACCAACAACUCCGGUGACACCUACGCCGUCCAUUCCUGAUCCUAGCACUGUUCCGCCGUUUGCCCCUGGAUCUUGCAGCUACUGGACCUCUCACCCCGAUGCCAUCUGGUCCGUCGUCGGAUACUGGGGCUCCAUCAGCAAAUCCUUCGGCGCAGCCUGCAGUGCGGCCUUCGGCGGCAAGAACCUGAGCCUCCACGACGCCCUCACCAACCCCCGCACUGACGGUAUUGGAGCUCUGUACCGUGAGGGUACGUGUUUGAUUUAG
Asparagus officinalis (garden asparagus) is the source of this 423-nucleotide messenger RNA. RefSeq names its product protodermal factor 1-like. Lineage: Eukaryota; Viridiplantae; Streptophyta; Magnoliopsida; Asparagales; Asparagaceae. The transcript has 2 exons. The annotation marks the transcript as partial. The record is from RefSeq and is a predicted model, not a curated record.